Molecule: messenger RNA, 1641 nt
Organism: Bactrocera neohumeralis
Lineage: Eukaryota; Metazoa; Arthropoda; Insecta; Diptera; Tephritidae
Product: tubulin alpha-1 chain
Exons: 5
Coding region: 177-1532 (451 amino acids)
Biological process (GO): mitotic cell cycle; microtubule cytoskeleton organization
Cellular component (GO): microtubule; cytoplasm
Molecular function (GO): GTP binding; structural constituent of cytoskeleton
Source: RefSeq, a predicted model, not a curated record
UAGAAAAAAUCUCGCAUAAAAACUAAAAUUUUCAAAAAAAAUAUAUAUAUUGCAAAAUUCAAAAUUUUGAAAAUAUUUAGCAAAAUUAUUAUCAACAAAAAGUCUACGAAUGUUUCGCACAUUUUAAUUUCGGUAAUCCAGACAAAAUUCACAGUUUAUGAAGGCUACAACAAUAAAUGUCAAGCCGCGGCGAAAUUAUACAAAUUCAUAUUGGACAAGCUGGAGUACAAAUAGCAAAUGCCUGUUGGGAGUUAUAUUGUCUCGAACAUGGAAUCAUGGCAAAUGGCGCACUGUGUCAAAUGCCGAAUGACGAUUCGUUUCUCACAUUUUUCGGCAUCUCAGGCAUGGCGCUAAAAGUGGUGCCACGCAUUGUGAUCGUCGACACGGAGCCAACUGUUAUUGAUGAAAUACGCACGGGCGCCUACAGAUACCUCUUUCAUCCGGAUACACUCAUAAGCGGCAAAGAGGAUGCAGGCAGCAAUUUUGCACGCGGCUACAAUCUACUGGGUCACGAUCUCAUCGAUCGCACGAUGGACGCUAUACGACGAGUGGCAGAGCAGUGUCGGAAUUUACGUGGUUUUCUUAUAUUUCGCGCCAUUGGUGGCGGCACCGGUUCCGGUUUCGGCACGUUGUUGCUGGAAAAGUUGGCCGAUGCCUAUGGGAGGAAGACUACGAAGGCUGAGUUUCUAGUAUUUCCAUCACCCUCACUUUCGCCUAUUAUUGUUGAACCGUAUAAUGCCCUGUUGGCCACACACUAUUCCAUGGACUAUGUGGAUGUGUCCUUCAUUGUAGAUAACGAAGCUUUGUAUGAAAUCUGCGAUACGAAGCUUGGUGUUUCAGCGCCCACAUAUACCAAUUUAAACCGUAUUAUAGGACAGGUUGUCUCCGCAUUCACAGCGUCGCAGCGUUUUUAUGGCACAAACAAUGUAUCCUUUGAGGAGUUCCAAACAAAUCUUGUGCCUUACCCACGCAUACACUAUCCAUUGCUUACAUACGCGCCGCUGGUACCAGUCAGCAAGUUUCCCUAUGUGAACAGUAAUGUUGAACAACUGACCCAGUCCUGCUUCCAUCCGGGCAGUCAAAUGGUGCGUUGUAAUCCGACGCUCGGCAAGUAUAUGGCUUGUGUGCUCCUUUACCGAGGCGAUGUUUCACCGAACGACAUCAACUCCUCCAUCCAACAUAUUAAAUCAUCACGUACUGCUCGUUUCGUGGAUUGGACGCCGACUGGGUUCAAAAUAGGCGUUAAUGCCAUGCCGCCGGUGUUUGUACCGGGCGGCGAUCUAGCCCCUACAUCUCGUGCCGUCUGUGCGAUUUCCAACAAUACCAUCAUUCGCAGUGCUUGGUGUCGGCUGGUUAGUAAGUAUGAUAAAUUGUACAAUCGACGUGCCUUCGUGUAUCAUUUUGUGGGAGAGGGCAUGGAGGAGGGCAGUCUGUCGGAAGCCUCGCAAAACGUUUGCCAGCUCGUGGCUGACUAUUAUGAGGUGGAAUCAUCAGCACGCAGUUCAGUGACGCAAGACGACAAUGACAAUUAACAUUUUUUGCUCGUAAACAGAACACAUUAUAUUAUUUAAAAACCUUUGUUCUAAACCCAAAAAAAAAAAAAUAAACGUAAAUUGAUUAGUACUGAAAUGUAUAGUGAAA